Molecule: messenger RNA, 546 nt
Organism: Metopolophium dirhodum (rose-grain aphid)
Lineage: Eukaryota; Metazoa; Arthropoda; Insecta; Hemiptera; Aphididae
Exons: 4
Coding region: 46-546 (166 amino acids)
Source: RefSeq, a predicted model, not a curated record
GCGUUUUACUUAAUUUUUAUUGGAGCACUUAUCAUCGAUGACGUUAUGUCGUACAAUCCUUUGUUAACAUAUACCCUACGUUUUAAAAAAAUGGAAGUAUACCCUAACAUCACUGCUAAUUAUUAUACGGUCAAUCGAUACAAAGAAGGAGAACUUUUAAAUGCCGAAGUUACAAUCAAUUCAAAAGAACUGACUAACAAAGCAAUAACGGUAUUUUAUCGUUGUGACUCAGAUGGUAUUAACUGCGAAUACUUCCAAACGUGGGCAUUAACAGACAUUUGCAAUAAAUUAAAGCAGAAGAAUCAAUUAUGGUCCCGAUGGUACGGCUCGUUUGAUCCACCAAUGGUUUGUCCAUUAGAUAAAGGGACUUAUCGAAUAAAAAAUGCAACUGUUGAUAUUGGCGUAGCACUACUGUUGUAUCCUCAAGUAACCGAUUACCAAUGGAGAGUAGUUCAAAAGUUCUACUCUGAUGAUAUAUUUAUCGGUAGUUACAUGAUGGAACUUUAUUUUUUUGGCUACAGAAAAAAAAUGAAGUCCAUUUUAUAA